Molecule: messenger RNA, 2304 nt
Organism: Diaporthe amygdali
Lineage: Eukaryota; Fungi; Ascomycota; Sordariomycetes; Diaporthales; Diaporthaceae
Exons: 4
Coding region: 1-2304 (767 amino acids)
Cellular component (GO): nucleus
Source: RefSeq, a predicted model, not a curated record
AUGUCUGAACCGUCUGAAUCCCCUUUGGCCCGCCCCAACCACCACCGCCGACAAAGGCAUGGUGGUGACCUCACCGUCCCCCAGUCCAGCCGACCUGGCAGCUCUCUAAGUUUCACCUCUCUCAUCGGCCAACAACAACGUCCUCAUAGUUCUCUGAGCGUCAAUCAUCCCAAGAGUGGCCAACAACAUGGCAUAGAUGCAGACGAGGGGGGUGGUGCCGAGAUACCUGAUAUUCCUCUCAAACGGCCCGGGCGUCGUCUCACUUCAGAGCAGCAGGCUCUCAAGCCCUCACGCAUCGAUGAGGCAUGGGGCGAGGAGGACAAUAAUGACUGGACACCCCACAGACCGAUCAACCCCAACAGUAUCACCUCUCAAAAAGACAGACUGCCGUCUUCCAUCAGCCCGCCCAUGAGCCCAAUCACGCAUUCAUCAAGGUCCAGGGCGAACUCAGAGACAUCAACUUAUCGCACUGAUGCCACCUCUAUGCUGCCAGCUUUACAGACUAAGGGUGCUGGGGACGACGAGAUUCUUGAGCCUCUGGCCGAGGAGGAGGUCGAACCGGGUUCCUUUGACCUCGUAGUGCCAUCACAUGGAGACAGCGGACAGCACUACGACCUUGAGGACCGAUCUUUACUGAUCUUCUCCAAGGACCAUCUCCGCGCCAUCUUCAGGGAUCACAUUCUGCUGCAGCGAUUCACUGACUUCCUGCACUCAGUCCGCCCUGAUUCACUACCUCUUCUGUCGUACUACCUGGACUGUCUCAAGGCUCUGCGGGCCAUUUCAUACGCAAAUGCCAUCACUGAUGGCCUGGAUACCCUUCCUGAGCACGACUUCUCUACCGAUAAUACCUACAAGACGGUCAACACCUCGCUAGAGAAGAAGGCUGAGGCUGCCUUUGACGUUCUGGUUCAACAAGACCUGCCUGCCUACGUCACACAUCUUUGGAUUCAGACUGUCACUACGUCAAUCUCGAAACGGAUCACAGGCACUCUCCCUGUGCAGCUGAAGGAGAUGUCCGAGGGUCUUGCAGAGGUCUUUUGUUUGACAGACCCGUCAAGACACGACAACCCCAUCAUCUUUGCAUCUGAAGAGUUUCACAGAACAACGCAAUACGGCAUGAAACAUGUCAUUGGCCGUAAUUGUCGCUUCCUACAGGGCCCCAAGACGGAUCCUUUCAGCGUGAGGCGGAUUCGCGAUAAGAUCUCCGCCGGCAAAGAACACUUUGAGACCUUUCUCAACUAUCGCCGCGAUGGUUCGCCUUUCAUGAACCUCCUCAUGAUUGCUCCCCUGUAUGAUAGCCGUGGAGCUAUUCGUUACUUUAUUGGCGCGCAGGUCGACGUGUCGGGUCUCGCCAAACAGAUCUCAGGGCUGGAUGCCCUCCAAAACCUGGUCGCUGCGAGAGAGUCCGCUGCGGCUGCAGGCGAUGAGAUCGACGAAGAUUUGGAGGACAAAGAUGAGUUUCAGAAUCUUUGCGACAUGUUUAACAUGACGGAGCUCGAGACGGUCCGGCGCCGCGGUGGUAAUAUGCAUCGCGUGCCACAAGACGAGCCUCAAGAUGGAUCGUCAAAUAACUGGCACAAGCCCCGUAUCCUACUCCAGGAUGAGACAUCGUCGAUCGAGAAACACGGGCUGUCAAUCUCUCCGUCGAUAUCAGACAGCGGAAAGCUCCCUGGGAUCUACGAAUACUACCUGCUCGUCCGCCCGUACCCCAGUCUGCGCGUCCUCUUCGCCUCUCCAUCUCUAAGGAUGCCUGGCAUUCUCCAGUCAAACUUCAUGGACAAGAUCGGCGGCUCGAACCGAGUCCGUGACGGACUUCACCACGCCUUUGCGGGCGGCCACGGAGUCACCGCCAAGGUCCGAUGGAUGAGCUCAGCCAACAGUGAGGGCAGGGUGCGGUGGAUACACUGUACCCCUUUGCUCGGCAGCAAUGGCGCCGUCGGCGUCUGGAUGAUUGUUCUGAUCGACGACGAAUCCGACCCCACUGCGAAGAAGGGCAAAGAGGCUCCCCCAGUCGACGGACGGCUGCGUAAAACAGCUGCUGCCUUGGAGCGCGAACGUCCUUACAAGGACAAGGACGACAGUUUGAGCCUAGCCGGAUACAUCGCUACGGCAAGUUCCCGCGGCGACGAGGUUGAUAGUCACGACGAAUUUGAUAUAUCGAUCGUCCGCCCUGGCAGUCGCUCAAGUCGUCAUUCCAGUCGUUUAAGCCGCGAGCCGGGUACUCCACGGCGACAUAAGCCUCCGGCGUUUGACUAUGACGACGAGCUGUCCCGAUCUAGGACGACUGUACGACUAGAGGAUUAA